Emiliania huxleyi CCMP1516 is the source of this 924-nucleotide messenger RNA. RefSeq lists its product as hypothetical. Lineage: Eukaryota; Haptophyta; Isochrysidales; Noelaerhabdaceae. The transcript has 2 exons. The coding region runs from base 112 to 840 and encodes 242 amino acids. The record is from RefSeq and is a predicted model, not a curated record.
CCUGGCCUAAUCGCUCGCGCUGAAGAGCCCCGCAAGAGCCCGGUCCAGACCUAGCUGGCACUUCGGACUCCGUGCCGUCGCUCCUUCUGCUUGUCGCUCGGUCAGACCAUCAUGAAGACUGGCGAAGCGGAGUCAGACCUAGCUGGCACUUCGGACUCCGUGCCGCUAGGUCUGCCCGUGGUUUCGGCCUCUGGGGUGGCAAUGGGACGGCGCGUGUCUGAGGAGACCAACCGACGCGUCACCGUGAUAGUCGAAGAGGCUCGCGCAAGAGGCGGCGACAAUCAGCCGAGCAUCCCUGCUCGGCUGGCGAGCGCCACCUCGCGCAAGCUCACCCUCACGGCCACGCGAGUCUUUGGGAGGAAGGGCUGCGCCGUGCCGUCGCAUCCCGUCGCGGCCUCGGCGGCGCUGCUUUCUCUAGCCGUCGGCACUGCCGCCUCCACUGCUGCCUCCGCCGCUGCCCUCGUGCUCGGAAUCAUCGAGGUCUCGCCGGAGGACUGGUGGUUUCAAUGGGUCGGUCUCGAGAACGACGCAGAGGGCGGCGAGGCGGCCGUCGUCGGCGCCUUUCUCCUCUUGAUCGAAGGCCUGCUCUCGCUCGUGCUGCUGCUGCUCAAGUUGGCGCUGCUCUUCUCGGCGUCUCUCGUGCCUGCAGUCGUCGUGCAGACGCUGGCGUUUAGGCGGCUCGCAUGGUGGCCUCAUGCCUUGGCCGUCCUCGGCAGCGUGUGCAUCGCAGCGUUCGCGGUGGGCGCGGUUCGGGUGGCCGUGCGAGGGCAGGCCGAGGCGCCGCCCUCGCCCCCGCCGUGGUAUGGCUCUGACUUCAGCUAUGACAAUGACGAUGAUUAACGUCGCGCGGAUUGGGUUUGAUGUGGCCUGGCCCGGUGCUGCGGGGUCACUCUAUACAAUUUGAAUAAAAAUACAAUUUAUUUU